UGUCAUUUUUGUUCACGUUUUUUUGGACAAAUUUUCAAAUCAAACACAUCUGGACAAAGUCAUCAUUUAGUAAGCCCUAGUAUGUGUUAAUUCCACAGAUGUAAGGAAUAAAAUGAGUACAACACAGGUACCUUGAAGUCAAAUCACACCAUGACUCUCUUUAAUCUUGAAGACCUCCAACGACUAAGUGCCGAUCCAGAGGCUUCCUUGGCACUACGGGAGGAGUCCAAACGCAUCCAGUCAUCACCCAACAUAGUCUUCCUGCCGUGCCAUCUGCAGUUUGUGCGUAGCAUCAAGGGAUGUUUCUACCUCGGCUUCAUUAUCUUCACAUGGGCCUAUAAUAGUUACUUUAUUCCUGAAAUAGUGUUGCUCCCCCAGUAUAGAGAUGGAAGUAUCAGCUGUUUUCCUGUUUUGUGUUACUACAUGGUAUCAAUUUGCACACUUGUGUCCCUGUUUAGGGCAGUCACCUCUGAUCCAGGCCGUUUGCCCUUUGACCUCAUGCCAACCCCAGCCGAUAAAUUAAAUUGGACGCACUGCCAACGUUGUCUCAUCCAGCGACCCCUGAAGUCACAUCACUGUAGAAAAUGCCAGAGAUGUGUACGACGGAUGGACCAUCAUUGCUUUUGGAUAAACAAUUGCGUCGGUGAAGACAACCAGUGGAUAUUCCUCCUACUUGUGUUUUAUGCAUUACUGCUCAGUCUCUACACACUGGUCUUAGAUACUCUACAUUUCUACUACUUCCCAACGUGCAUGUCUUGUGAUUCACUAUCUUUCUUAUUUCGUCACCAAAGAUAUCUGAUGUACCUGUCAUGCAUACUCGGCGUCACUCUAACAUCUCUGGCAGGGAGCCAAGUUCUACAGCAAACAAUAAAUAUCCUUUCGAACCGAUCUACGGUGGAAUCCAUCAUACACGCACAUAAACCCAUGCAUGAGAGACCAACUGUCAUGACUAGAUCGGCCUAUGAUAGUUUCCGGGAUGUCUGCGGACCAGGGAGGGUGCUCUGGUGGUUCAACCCAUUCCGACGUCAUACUGGAAAACCAAACGUCUAUUACUACCAACAAACUGUUUGAGUACUGGGCACAGUUUCAUAGAGCUGCUUAAAGCACAACAAGUAGCUAAGCAUAACAAAAUUAUGCUUACCAGAAUAAGGUAACCAGCAAAAAUACCAUGUCAGAACUACAUUGUGUGACUGGCAUCCUGCUCAUCAGUGCUUAGUAGAAAUUUAUUCAAGGCAGUGUAACUACUCAAAAUAAUUAUUAUCAUAAAACCUUUCUUGAUUCUGAGUAAUGGGAAGGGGUUGAUGGUA
Asterias rubens (European starfish) is the source of this 1307-nucleotide messenger RNA. Its product is annotated as probable palmitoyltransferase ZDHHC21. The record is from RefSeq and is a predicted model, not a curated record. Gene Ontology annotation, biological process: peptidyl-L-cysteine S-palmitoylation; protein targeting to membrane. The transcript is spliced from 8 exons. Bases 151 to 1071 code for a protein of 306 amino acids. Gene Ontology annotation, molecular function: protein-cysteine S-palmitoyltransferase activity. NCBI's taxonomy places the organism in Eukaryota, Metazoa, Echinodermata, Asteroidea, Forcipulatida, Asteriidae. Gene Ontology annotation, cellular component: Golgi apparatus; endoplasmic reticulum.